Messenger RNA from Necator americanus (New World hookworm), 231 nucleotides. RefSeq lists its product as uncharacterized. The transcript has 5 exons. The coding region runs from base 1 to 231 and encodes 76 amino acids. Lineage: Eukaryota; Metazoa; Nematoda; Chromadorea; Rhabditida; Ancylostomatidae. The record is from RefSeq and is a predicted model, not a curated record.
AUGAUUUUGGAUUACCAACCUACUUUAUUUCUGCGUACUGAUUCCAUCAUUUUCAGAACGACAGCAUAUUCACAGAAGAACAUCAUCAUAUCGCGUUAUUCAUCAAUAGUUUUCAACUCCGCCUUCAAAGCUGUCCUCUCCCGAUUGCAUUCUGCUGGACAAAUAGUUCUGCUCAAAAAUGAAGAUUUCAUCUACCAUUAUUCUGAGGAGAUAGAGCGAAGCAUGAAAUGA